AUGACGCGGCUGACCAAUCUCCCAACGGAGAUUCUCCUCGAGAUAAUCGAAUACCUAGAGUUUCUGAGUGAUUUUAAUGCUGUCCCACGAGAUGGAAACAUCGGUAUCGACGCCUCCUCGGUUCUUCACUGGGCCGCAGAAAAUGGGAAGCAUGCCUGUCUACGAACGCUGCUGCAAGCCGGUAUCCCACCGAAUCCCCCCACGCGACAAGGGAGUCAGGAGCCGCAGUCCGCCUUUAUAACUGCUGCGGCGUUCGAUUUUGAGAUUUUCGAUUUGUUUGUAAAGGCUGGCCUAGAACCUGACUUCGCUAGUUCUGGAGGUCUAUAUGAGACAGCCCUCCGCAAGGCCUUCAUUUACGGCAAUUUGCGGGCAGUCAAGUCCUUGUUCGAACAGGGUGUUAAACUUAAAACACAAUUGGACAUUGACUGGCAAAAUCUCUCUAUAUGGGAGGAUCUUGACAUUUUCACGGAAAUUUACAAUUCAUCGGGCCAAUUCCCUGAAUUGGCUCGAUUCCUUCUACAGCAAUGUAAUGUUGAAGAUGUUAUUGAGAGUCAAUACUUACGCCCUUUUCUGUGCCUUCUCCGGGCCGCGGCAAAGGACGGGGAUCAAGACUUAAUGGAACGUUUGCUGAAGAUCGACUGGACAACCAAGCAACCUACCAUCACCAAGAAGCUUGGGACAAAUCAUUUUGACGGGUGCCCUUUUCUCGGCAGCCCUCAUAGGGCAUCUCGGGAAUUUGGGGACGAGCCAAGGGAAGAUGGGGACGAAGCCCCGAUCUUGGGUGCGGCUAGGAGUGGCCAUAUCGAAAUUGUCAGACGACUACUUGAUAUGGGGGCCAAAUUAUCCGCCGAGAACGUAAGGGGGCUUUUCUGUAAAGCAGUGCGACGUCCAAUCUAUUCAGAGGAGCCAGUCUUGGAAGGACACCUAGAGAUCGCUCAGUUGCUACUGGAUCGGGAGCUCAUUGGAAAACAAGACUGUCCACACUACGACGACUUUGUUAUGGAUGUUGUCGGGGCUGGAACGAAGGUGUUCAGUGUCAUCAACCAGUAUCAAAGUCUCAAACUUCACCCUGGCAACUUGAAUCAUCAAAAAGCCUUGUCCGACACAGUGUACUCGGAAAACCCAGCCAUUGCAAAGCACUUUUUGGCAGCAGGGUUUGAUCCUAAUUCCUGCCAAUCUUCUUAUUUCGAGACGCCCUUAUGUCUGUUGACGGUGGCAGGAACUAAGUCUACCAGAGAGUACGAACCGACACUUGAUGUCCUGCUGGAUUACGGUGCAGACCUUGAAUGGCGGGAUCCCAGCACAGGAAUGACGCCUUUGCUUGUUCUCAUAGAAAAAGGAGAAAAUCCCGGGAAACCAAGGUGGAGGUCUGUGAAGGUACUCUUGAAAAAGGGCGCCGAUCCUUUCUGUGUCUGCAGUCGCGGUAAUACUCCACUCCUCAUGGCGGCAUAUCAUGACAGUCUGGCGACUGUGAAAGUUCUUCUGGAAUUUUUUGACGAAAAAGAACGCCGUUUGAACAGAUAA
Penicillium cinerascens is the source of this 1524-nucleotide messenger RNA. Its product is annotated as ankyrin repeat domain-containing protein. The record is from RefSeq and is a predicted model, not a curated record. Lineage: Eukaryota; Fungi; Ascomycota; Eurotiomycetes; Eurotiales; Aspergillaceae. Gene Ontology annotation, molecular function: protein binding. Bases 1 to 1524 code for a protein of 507 amino acids. The transcript is spliced from 4 exons.